AUGUACGAGUACACUCUCGGGGAUGUCGCCGCUCAUGCCAAUCCGAAGGAUUGCUGGAUAAUCGUCGGGGGCAUAGUUUACGAUGUGACCGAAUUCUUGCCACAGCAUCCCGGCGGGGCUGAGAGUAUAUACUAAUCCAUCCGCCCUUCCUCUCUGUACAAAUUUUCUGACCAAGAGUAGUAAUUCUUUCGUAUGCUGGAGCUGACGCUACGGGGGCCUACGAAAGCUUUCACCCGUCCUCUCUCCUCAAAACCCCGCCGCCCGAGUUCAAGUUCCUGGGCCCCCUAUCCCGCUCGGAAUUGCCGAUCUCGCAGACUCUCGAAUUAGAGGCCAAACGGCACCCGAAGCCCCCUCUUCAUACCAUCAUCAAUACCUUUGAUUUUGAGACCAUAGCUGAGCAUACAGUUACCCCUAAAACAUGGGCCUUUUACUCCUCCGCUGCUACGGAUUUACUCUCAAUGAAACUUAACAAGAAGGCUUUUGAUCAGGUGUUGUUCAGACCGAGAGUUAUGCGCAACGUCAAGUCUGCAGAUACCAGGACGAAAAUUCUAGGCUUCGAUACUGGUGUCCCCUUCUUUAUAGCGCCGACAGCGAUGCAGGGGAUGGCUAACCCGGAAGGAGAAAAGGCUGUAGCGAAGGGUGCGGGGGAGGAAAACGUUAUACAUAUCGUAAGAACUUAAAAUCAGCCAGUCCCACACAUACCGUACGCCGUAAGCCCCAUAGGUUGCUAAUUGCCAUAGAUAUCAACCAACUCCUCACAUCCAAUCGCAGAUAUUGUUUCUUCCGGCAAGGGCCCCGGGCAACAAACCCACUUUUUACAGCUAUACGUCAACACCGACCGCCAAAAAACUUCUCAGCUCCUCGCCAAUGCGAAAGCCUGUGGUCUUAGAGCUGUCUUUGUAACGGUUGACGCCCACGUUUCUGGGAAGCGGGAAGCAGAUGAACGUCUGAAGGUUGACGUCCCGGUAAAGUCCGCAGUCAGCGGUGCCGUCUCACAUAAUGACAGGAAAGGGGGUGGUAUGGGGCGUUUGAUGGGUUUAUAUAUCGACCGGACCCUUAAUUGGGAGGACAUCGCUUGGAUAAAAAGCGCAGCCGGAGGCCUCCCUAUCGUUUUGAAGGGUAUUCAGACAGCUGCAGAUGCAAAGCUAGCCGUUAAAUAUGGGGUUCAAGGGAUUGUCUUGUCAAAUCAUGGUGGGAGGAACUUGGACACGUAUGAGCCCACCUACCAUGAAAGCUAGUGAUAGGAUCUAAUUCAUCAGAUCGCCGCCUGCCCUGUUUACGCUUCUCGAAAUUCAUAAGAUCUGCCCGGAAGUUUUCAAUUCUCUGGAGGUAUACAUAGACGGAGGAAUUCGAAGAGGGACAGACAUAUUCAAGGCGCUGUGUCUUGGUGCUACGGCAGUAGGGGUCGGUAGACCGUACUUGUACGCGCUCAAUUACGGGGCAGAAGGCAUUGCACAUCUAACCCAGAGUAAGCACUGGCUCUCCUGACUAUCGGGAUAACGCUGAUCCAAGCGGGGAAAAGUCCUCAAGGACGAACUGGAAACAACAAUGAGGAUGUGCGGCGUUACAGACCUAUCGGAGGUCCAUCCAGGACUAGUAAACACAAGGAAAAUUGACGCAUUGGUAGAGGAUGGGAUUGAGCAUUCGUAUGUGAAGUGGAGACCAAAGAGUAAAAUAUAGGUUACCGGGGAAAUUUUUACGAUAUAAUAUACAACACAUACUGUCGGGAUACUCCGCUCUCUGUUCGAAGGAAAACAUCUCCAUUAGAUUGCGCGGUAGGAAUACGGUAUCCGAGAUGACUGAAACCCACGAAUGCUCGAGUAUGAUACGUAGUGAGCUUGCGCGCUAAGUUUGAUUCUUAGGACUUCUUGUACAGUACUGUUCUAGGGUUGAAUUAGUGUAUCCACCAAGGUCCGGUGAUCGGCGAUAAAGGUUGUGCAAGAAUUAUUCGUACACCCAUCCCACAAGCUUGCAACCGGGAUUAGCCGCCUGCAUUCAAGCUCCCUUCUUUGGGCAAAGGGGGGCCCCGCUGAGCGUGAGAUCAAGAUGCCAGCCCUACACUAAGCCGGAUCGAAAGACGGUGCAGAGAAAUCCUAGACCGAGUCGAAGCCAUGCGGGAACCUCGCACCCCACCCGCGGUAUUUCCCGUUAUGAAAUCAUCCGAGGAUUCGGCGAACAAGAGGUGGUGUCUA
Molecule: messenger RNA, 2192 nt
Organism: Tuber aestivum (summer truffle)
Lineage: Eukaryota; Fungi; Ascomycota; Pezizomycetes; Pezizales; Tuberaceae
Source: the annotation of a GenBank genome assembly